Messenger RNA from Hippoglossus stenolepis (Pacific halibut), 639 nucleotides. RefSeq names its product general transcription factor IIH, polypeptide 5 (gene gtf2h5). Bases 187 to 402 code for a protein of 71 amino acids. Gene Ontology annotation, cellular component: transcription factor TFIIH core complex; transcription factor TFIIH holo complex. The transcript has 3 exons. The record is from RefSeq and is a predicted model, not a curated record. NCBI's taxonomy places the organism in Eukaryota, Metazoa, Chordata, Actinopteri, Pleuronectiformes, Pleuronectidae. Gene Ontology annotation, biological process: transcription initiation at RNA polymerase II promoter; nucleotide-excision repair, preincision complex assembly; nucleotide-excision repair.
AACGUCACCACAUACGUCAUCAACACGAGCCGAUCAUUGUUGGUCUUCAGCCCACAAUGAUUUGAGAACUCAAGUUAGCAGCAGCUAACAAGCAGCUAACGAAGCUACUGAAAGACCAACUCUCGUCUGUGUUUGACUUCUUCGCCUGAACGUAGCCGGCUUCUGGAUUUCCCUGCACCUGCAAACAUGGUCAACGUCCACAAAGGUGUCCUCGUUGAAUGUGAUCCUGCCAUGAAGCAGUUCCUCCUCUACCUGGAUGAAAAGAUGGCUUUGGGGAAGAAGUUCAUCCUGAAGGACCUGGACGACACACACGUGUUUAUCCUGGCAGAGGUGGUUCAGAUCCUUCAGGAAAGAGUCGGAGAGCUCAUGGACCAGAAUUCAUUCCCCGUCACGCAGAAAUAACAUAAUAACUGUCUGAUCUUGGACUCUUGGCUGUUUCAUCCUGGAUUAAAUAAGCUCUGCAAUGUUUUAAAUGCAGUCCCUUAUUUUUGUAAUAUUAGUUACAAUGUGAGAAACUGAGUAAAAUGUGCAUUUUGCUUCUUGGUUGCACACUGGCUUACAUUGUAGUGUCUUAGUUGUGUCCAAUAUAUAUGACUACUUUUUGUGUCUUGAUUUUUGAUUAAAAAUUGCUGAAAUGCA